Macrobrachium nipponense is the source of this 2094-nucleotide messenger RNA. RefSeq lists its product as uncharacterized. The transcript is spliced from 8 exons. Gene Ontology annotation, molecular function: transmembrane signaling receptor activity; protein binding; neurotransmitter receptor activity. The record is from RefSeq and is a predicted model, not a curated record. NCBI's taxonomy places the organism in Eukaryota, Metazoa, Arthropoda, Malacostraca, Decapoda, Palaemonidae. Bases 1 to 2094 code for a protein of 697 amino acids. Gene Ontology annotation, cellular component: plasma membrane; neuron projection; synapse. Gene Ontology annotation, biological process: monoatomic ion transmembrane transport; regulation of membrane potential; signal transduction.
AUGGCUGACAUUGACUGCAAAGUGGACAGGAAAUGCGUUGCUUGCACAUUCAAAGAACAACAGAGGUUUUCGCUCUUGGGGUCUUGUGAGAGCGAAGUGCGGAACGUUUACUUUGUCGCGUAUCAAAAGCUCCUUGGUGAGCUCUACUUCAUGGGUUAUGGGAGCUACUACAUAAGAAAAGAAGGGGAGCAGUGGGUCUGGGUUGACGACGUUAAGAAUGAAACCAUAGCGAGGAUGGAAGCUGCAAAGCCCAACUAUCCAAUGGGUAGGAGGGUGUGGCAUCUAGAGAGGCCAGUGUGCGGUCAGGAACCGAAUCAGAAGCGCAUCCUGCUUCUGACUCCUUGUGCAGAGAACGAGUUCACCUGCGACGACGGAAGCUGCGUCGCUCACCACAAGCGCUGCGACCUGAAAUAUGACUGUCGGGACAACAGCGACGAGGCUGACUGCAUGCUGAUCGACCAUCCCGAAGGAUACCAGAAGCACCUGCCCCCCAGAUCAAACCUGGGGGAAGACCUGAGUCUCCUCGUCGUUCUGUCCAUGCGUGUGAGCACGAUGGCGGUCAAGACGAUGGAGAUGGCCGUUGAUGUGACUUUCGAACUCACGUUAACGUGGAAGGACAACAGGCUGCAGUAUCUGAACCUUAAAGUUAACGAUACACUGAAUGUCCUUCCUCUCGAAGCUAUGAGGACACUGUGGACGCCUGAUGUCACGUUCGUCAAUGCGAUAGGGAAUCAUCACACGUACGUGGACGAAUACACCUCUAUGAUGAUCAACCGCAGUUCUGAAUUCAAGACGAGGGAUGAAACUGCGCCUGCUGAGGGAGUGCUCGAUGCACCUCAGGAUCUCGUCGGCGCCCAAGUCCUUCCUCAUGUUCGAUUCGGUGGAGUCAUUGGCCAUCAACUUGGGGGAGAGUCUAUCAGCGGAGUAUUACGUGAGUUUUGUCAGUUGUGUUUUAUAUUCUACGACUGUAUCGGAGGUCUAAAAGUGGGAUACGAAGCAAUAGGAGAGUACAGUGAAGCCCUCAUCAAGAUCCCACUGUCUCGGCUUGCUGGGUAUGCCAUCCUGAACAUUUACAUCCCGACGCUGGUGCUUCUGGCGAUCAGCUACAUGUCCCUCUUCGUCAGAACUGACAUGUUUGACACGAGAAUGAUGGCCGCCCUUACGGUGCAGUUGGUCAUUGCUACGCUUUUUUCGCAGGUGUCACAAUCUCUCCCGAAGACCUCCUAUUUCAAGAUGGUAGACGUUUGGUUCCUGUUCUGCAUCGCCAUCACCUUCAUCGUCAUCCUGUUUCACGGAAUCAUCGACAGCAUUCUGUACCCGAGUUCUGGAAAAAUAUCCUCGAUUAUCCAAGUAGGAGCUGCUGCCUGGCUGGGACAAGGCAGCGCCAGCAAGCCCAACUCCGCCUCGCAGAAGAACGAAGGAGAUUUCAUGGUGAGAAUCUCCAAGAUUGUUGUGCUCGCUCUGUUCGUCCUGUUCAACAUUGGGAUGAACGGGACAACGAAACGGUCCACCGUUGACGAGGCCUUGAAUUUAAGAGCGCACCUGAUAGGGUUGUGGUUUCGAGGGGCGUCAGUGCCCUUCAUCUCAAAGAGAACGGGGUUCAGCAUCUCUUCCGUUUACAGGUGGAUCAAACGCUGGCAGGAAGAAGGCCACCUCCACAGUCGAGCGAAGAUUGCCAAUGACGGUCAUCAUCGCUUUCCUCCGAAUGGAAAUCUGACGGGAUACCCGGAGAUGUGCGCGGCAUGUAUGUUGAAAAUCUACCUGGCGAUUGUAUUCCUACUUCAGGAAGCAGAUGCACUCCAAAGGUUCACAGCCAGCGUGACACUGAUGGAGGAGGCUUCCGAAGCAGUGAGGGCUGUUCUUGAGGCGUCCGAUAUAAAAGACCGUUCAGUAACCAUAAUCACAGAUGGCUCGUCCUACGUGACUACCACCUUCAAAUUCCUGUCCACGUCUUGCGUCGGAAGUCGUGAUGACGUCACGCCUUCUCUCGGUGCCCGAUGCUCUGGGAAGGCCAAGAUUGAUGACGUCACAGCCUCCGUCCUUGCACUACUGCGUAUAGCUGUCCACUCUGCGUCCUUGCUCGUGAACGGGUGA